AUUUAAAGCUGUCAAUACUGUCUUCAGUCAGAUCGGAAGUGUAUGGAUUUAGCUUCGGGGCAUUGAAAAUCUCAAAUACUAUAUCAUUUUUUAAAAAAGCUGUCGUCGAAAAUAUUACUCCAUUGCGUGAGAAAACUGUCAGUGUUAUUUUUAUAGCUACAGCUGUCAUUUAGUUCACCGCUCUUUUAUUCCUUCUCUGUCAUGUUAAGCUGCAUGCUAACUUGGGGAGCUAAUGCAUGCUAUCUAACUGAUGCUUUAGCUUAAGUCAUUGAGUGAAAAGCUCUGCUCAUUCUUGUAUCCUGCACGUAUUGUUACAACACGAGCUGCUGCGAAUGAAAGCUUUUUCCUACAGGUUUUUUCAUUAAAUUUGCUACCUUCUGUAUCAACAUGAGUGAUCCUUGGCAGGAAUGUAUGGACCUUUGCAUAGAGGUGACAAAACAAGCUGGGAAGAUGAUCUGUGAGGCACUACAGAAGGACAUAGCUGUCAUGCAGAAGAGCUCACCGGUUGACCUGGUGACCGAGACUGACCAGAAAGUGGAGCAGCUCAUUAUAUCGUCCAUCAAGGAAAAGUACCCCACACACAGCUUCAUAGGUGAGGAGUCAGUAGCAGCAGGAGCCCCCAGUGUUCUAACCAACAAUCCCACAUGGAUCAUCGACCCCAUCGAUGGUACCACAAACUUUGUUCACAGGUUUCCCUUUGUGUCCGUAUCAAUCGGUUUUGCGGUGAACAAAGAGAUAGAGUUUGGGAUUGUCUACAGCUGCAUUGAGGACAAAAUGUACACCGCACGAAAAGGAAAGGGAGCGUUCUGCAAUGGAGCCCCGAUCAAAGUGUCUGGACAAGAAGAUAUUACCCAAUCUAUGGUGCUGACAGAAAUGGGUUUCAAGAACAAUCCUGAGCACUUUAAAACAAUGUUGGCCAACAUCAAGACCAUCCUUGCCAUCCCUGUUCAUGGAAUCCGCUCUCCUGGCAGCGCAGCUGUCAACAUGUGCCUGGUAGCGUGCGGCUCAGCUGACGCUUACUACCACAUGGGCAUCCACUGCUGGGAUAUGGCCGGAGGGGCGGCGGUUGUUACUGAAGCUGGAGGAGUCAUCAUGGACAUCUCAGGUGGACCAUUUGAUCUGAUGUCUCGCAGGCUGAUCGUAGCCAGCAGCAGGGCGAUAGCUGAGCGCAUUGCCAAAGGGAUAGCAGAGUUUGAUGUCGGCAGGGACGACACAGACAGCUAGUAAACGUCGCUGCUUUUCUCUGCUUCCUCAAGUCACGUGACCACCCUUAGCUGUUUUCUUCCCAACAGGUCUCACGUCCAUUUUUGCCUUAAGAACUAAAAAAGUUGCAAUUACAACUGAGGAACAAUGAACAAGCUUGUUAAAUAUUAAUGUUUUAAGUCUUCUUUUUAAGUGUAUUUCAGCGCUCUGACAUUUCGAUCCUUUUGUGUUGUACCAUGUUUGAUUAGAUGAGGUUUUACUCUGUUGUUUUGAAUCACUCAGCCAUUUAUUUACUUUUUACUAAAGGAACAAGAUAAAGUAGUCUCACUGAUAAAAUACCUCAAGGCAGCACUGAAGAUUGUAAUUUUAAAUUAAGCAGUUUUAAAAACAAUGUAAUUGUGGAAAAUAAUUAGUACUGUACAUGGUGAUUAAUGCAAGUAUAUGUUCACCAGUUAAUGAGUACAUAGAAGUACUGUGCUGCAUAACAGCUUCUUUUCAAAUCUUAAAUAAAAUAUAAAGAUGUUGGGGAAAGGAUAAAAAAAAGUGUCAAGGAUGCAUGUUUGAUGUGUUAUUUUAAGUGUGUAAUAAAGAAAACAGUUAAAAACUACUAUAAAUAUCCUUUUUACUCCUGGCCUGUCAUUGUUUUUGCAUAGAUAAAAGCAUGCAACUGCAGCCCUGAAGAGACGAAUGUUGGCAUGCAUGCUCACGUUAUUGUCAUAAACUGGAUACAUAAUAGGUUAUUGGCAGCAUAACUGAACUCGGAGUUUGAAUGUUUCUGCAGGAAAUAUGCUGAGGGAGCAAAUUGCAGGCUCCAUAACUAAAUAUGGGGAUUCAGUGUCAUGAGUCUUCCCUGCCGAAAUAUGUAAAUGAGCCAUAAAAAGGGAAAAAAAUUUAAAUAGCACAAU
Molecule: messenger RNA, 2108 nt
Organism: Melanotaenia boesemani (Boeseman's rainbowfish)
Lineage: Eukaryota; Metazoa; Chordata; Actinopteri; Atheriniformes; Melanotaeniidae
Gene: impa2
Product: inositol monophosphatase 2
Exons: 8
Coding region: 388-1224 (278 amino acids)
Biological process (GO): phosphatidylinositol phosphate biosynthetic process; inositol metabolic process; signal transduction
Molecular function (GO): inositol monophosphate 1-phosphatase activity
Source: RefSeq, a predicted model, not a curated record